CAAACUUUAAAUGUAAACAAAUUAUAUAGACAUUUAAUAAAAUGUAGACACUUUUUAAGAAGGACUCCAUAUGAACAUAUAUGUGGUGUUGAAAAAAAGGCACUGUUUCCACAUUUCCAGAUCCAAGUUCAUUCUGCCACCGACACACAAAGUUUCCUAAUCUCGAAGUCAAGUUUUUUUCUUUCUUCUUUAAAAUUUUCCUGGAAACUUAACCAUUCUCGGGAUUUCCCAAGAAAAGUUAAAAUCUCUCCUUCGUUAGUUUUAGUUUCCUUUUGGGGGAUCAUUUGGAUUCUUGGUUAAAUCGAAAGGAAGUCCGACAUGUUCCGGCUUUCACCUGGUAGGAACCAAAGAUCGAAAGGAUUGAAGGUGAAGCAUGCUCUACAAAUAUGUGUUCUUGUUGGUAUUUGCAUUUGGCUGCUUUACCAAGUUAAGCACUCUGGGGAGAAGAAAGCCAUUUAUGAGAAAUCUGGGAGUGAUGUUGUGAAGUUGGGGCGAAAGGACUUCCCUCGAUCGGAAGGGAUGACUGUUACAGAUGCACGGCAUAAGGAGGAAGAAGAGGAAGAAAGUAAGAAUGGGGAUGAAGAUAAUAAGCCUGAGGUAACCGAAGAUGAAGGAAAUGGGGAAGUUGGUGGGAUGCAUGAGCAUGAUAAUGAGAAACCCGAGGAGGGAACUGAGCGUGAAGAACAUAGGAAUGACGAUAACGAAGAUACUAUGGAAAAUGAAAACAAAGGAAAUGAGGAGACUCGUGAAGGCGAUAAUGAAGAGAAAGAGAACAUCAAGGAUAGUCAAGAAAAGGAAAAUAAAGAGAUUGGGGAAGAGAGCAAUGAGAUGGAGAAGAGUGAAGGUGAGAUAGAGAAUGCAGGUAGCUCGGAUGAUCGGGUUCGUGAUGGAAUUGAUGGGAAUAAUGAAGAAGCGAGAGAAGAGCACUACAAGGGGGAUGAUGCUUCAAGUGAAGUAGUCCAUGAUACCCAAAAUGAGACGAGUGGUUCAGAAAAUUCCAACGAGGCUGAGCAGUUGGAAAACAAAGAUAAGAAUGACCGGGAGGACGAAACAAAUAGCAGUGAAGCGGCCAAUGUCGGUCAUGAAGAGUCGAAUGUGCAAGAAAAUGGAACAGCUGAAAACAAUCAAGAAAGCAGUCAUGGGAAUAAUGAAGCCGAGUCUAAAGAAGAUGCACAUCCCGAUACAGCUACGGAAUUGAAUGAGAAUCUGACAGAUACAACACACAGUUCAACCGAGAAUGUAAAUGGUAUGGUUCAGCUAUCUGAGAAAUCGGAUUCAGGUGGCAAUGAUGAGCACUCAGAUUCAAAUACAACCCCUAUUUCAACUGAUAAUGGGGAUGGAGCUAAUGGAGGUUCUACAAGUAAUUCGGAUUCCAGUGAAUCAAAUGGACAGACUGAAAAAUCGAAUGCCGGAUCACACAGCAAUUCAAAUGCUGUUCAGAGUGAGGAAUCAAACAAUAAUUCUGGAGGAGAGGGGACACACACAAAUGAAAAUUCAAAUGCUGACCAGAACAGUGGAACAUCGUCGAACACUAAUGAUAAUGCUGGUGCAGGUCAGAAUGGGAAUGAUAGUAGCAAUUCUAACAAUGACGGGAAUGCGAAUGGGAAUGUUGGCAGCACAGACAAUCAGAGCAACACCAAUGACAAUGUAAAUGCAAAUGAAGAUGUUACUCAAAAGGAAAACAACGAUUCAAGUUCAAAUGAAAAUGCUGCACAGAGCAACACCAACAACAAUGAAAACAAUAACAAUGAAAAUGCGGGUCAGGACGGGAAGAAUGCCACUCAGAGUAACACUGACAACAAUGAAAAUGUGGGUCAGAAUGAGAACAAUGCUGCUCAGAGCAACACUGAGAACAAUGAAAAUGCGGGUCAGAAUGAGAGCAAUGCAACUCAGAGCAACACUGAGAACAAUGAGAAUGCGGGUCAGAACGAGAAAAAUGCUGCUCCAAGUAACGCUGAGAACAAUGAGAAUGUGGGUCAGAACGAGAACAAUGCCGCUCCAAGUAACACUGAGAACAAUGAGAAUGCGGGUCAGAACGAGAACAAUGCUGCUCCGAGUAACACCGACAACAAUGAGAAUGCAGGUCAGAACGAGAACAAUGCGACUCAGAGCAACACCGACGAAAACAACAACAAUGAAAAUGCAGGUCAGAAUGAGAACAAUGUGACUCAGAGCAACACUGACAACAGCAGCAACAACAACAACAACGAAAAUGCUAGUCAAAACGAGAACAAUGCUGCUCAGAGCAGUAACAACAAUGAAAAUGCAAGUCAGGAUGAGAACAAUGCAUCUCAGAGCUUCACCGACACCACCAACAACAAUGAAAAUGCAAGUCAGGAUGGGAACAAUGCAUCUCAAAGCUUCACCGACACCACCAACAACAACGAAAAUGCAAGUCAGAACGAAAACAAUGCUUCUCAGAGCUACACCGACACCACCACCAACGAGAGCAACGAUGCCAUUCAGACCAAUACCAACAGCAACGAAAACUCAAGUUCAAAUGAGAACAAUGCCGUUCAGUCCUCCAAUAACGAAAACGCAGGUCAGAACGAGAACGAGAACAAUGCUACUCACAGCUUCAACGACAGCAACGGGAGCAGCAAUUAUGACACAAAUACAGAUGGAAACACCCAGAAUAAUCCCGACACUUCUUCAACGAAUCAAGAAGUAAAAGAAGGUGAAACUGGUUUGGGAACUUUGCCAGGUACCACAAGUGAGGGAAAUAAAAGUGAGAAUGCAACUGCGGAAUGAAAUUGAUAAUGGUUUGAGAUUUCAGUAUAUGAACUAAUUACUGUCACUAAAUUUUUGUUUUUCUUCUUUCCUGAUAUGGGAUCAGGAAACUGUAUGUUCCUGGUUACUUGUGCUUUGUUGUCAUAUUAGUGCUGAAAAAUUUUAUAUUAUUUUGUACUUGUAGAUUUCUAGUUAUAAUAAUUGAAGUUCCCCAGUUUUCAUA
Gossypium arboreum is the source of this 2953-nucleotide messenger RNA. RefSeq lists its product as uncharacterized. Bases 319 to 2751 code for a protein of 810 amino acids. The transcript is spliced from 2 exons. NCBI's taxonomy places the organism in Eukaryota, Viridiplantae, Streptophyta, Magnoliopsida, Malvales, Malvaceae. The record is from RefSeq and is a predicted model, not a curated record.